GGCAGGGGUCGUGCGCAGGUGAGGUAAUGUAAGGGUUUCAGCUACAAGCAAGAGAGAAAGCAGGCAUGUCAGCUCUUUGUCCACCACCAUCUCCUGCAGUUGCUAAAACAGAGAUCUCCUUGAAUGGCGAGUCACCUUUACUAGCUGCCACUUUUGCUUACUGGGACAAUAUUCUUGGCCCCCGAGUACGGCAUAUCUGGGCCCCAAAGACAGAACAGGUACUUCUCAGUGAUGGUGAAAUAACUUUCCUUGCAAACCACACCCUGAAUGGCGAAAUACUUCGGAAUGCAGAAAGCGGCGCAAUAGAUGUGAAAUUCUUCGUCUUGGCAGAAAAAAGGGUAAUCAUUGUGUCACUAAUCUUUGAUGGAAACUGGAAUGGAGACAGAAGCACAUAUGGACUAUCAAUUAUACUUCCACAAAGUGAACUCGGCUUCUACCUGCCACUUCACAGAGUGUGCGUGGAUAGGUUAACACAUAUUAUACGGAAAGGAAGAAUAUGGAUGCAUAAGGAGAGGCAAGAACAUUUCCAGAAGAUUGUCUUGGAAGGCACAGAGAGAAUGGAGGAUCAGGGCCAGAGCAUCAUUCCGAUGCUGACAGGAGAAGUCAUUCCUGUAAUGGAACUCCUUUCAUCUAUGAAAUCACACAGCGUUCCAGAAGAAAUUGAUAUAAGUGACACAGUGCUAAAUGAUGAUGACAUCGGGGAUAGUUGCCAUGAAGGCUUUCUUCUCAAUGCAAUUAGUUCACACCUGCAGACCUGUGGUUGUUCUGUAGUUGUAGGAAGCAGCGCAGAAAAAGUCAACAAGAUUGUGAGGACAUUAUGUCUGUUUCUUACACCGUCAGAGAGGAAGUGCUCCAGACUCUGUAGAAAUGAGUCUUCUUUCAAGUACGAGUCAGGACUUUUUGUUCAAGGCUUGCUCAAAGAUGCAACAGGAAGCUUUGUGUUGCCCUUCCGUCAAGUAAUGUAUGCCCCAUAUCCUACUACACAUAUAGAUGUAGAUGUCAAUACAGUGAAGCAGAUGCCCCCUUGUCAUGAACAUAUCUAUAACCAACGACGAUAUAUGAGAUCUGAGCUGACAGCAUUUUGGAGAGCUAAUUCAGAUGAAGAAAUGUCUCAAGAUUAUAUUAUCCACACAGAUGAGAGUUUCACACCUGAUUUAAAUGUCUUUCAAGAUAUCCUGCAUCGAGAUACAUUAGUAAAAGCCUUCCUGGACCAGAUCUUCCAUCUGAAGCCUGGCUUGUCUCUGAGGAGUACUUUCCUUGCACAAUUUCUGCUAGUCCUCCACAGAAAAGCCUUGACUUUGAUAAAAUACAUUGAGGAUGAUACACAAAGAGGAAAGAAGCCUUUUAGGUCUCUUCGUAGCUUAAAAAUAGAUCUUGACUUAACAGCAGAGGGCGAUCUUAACAUAAUAAUGGCUUUGGCUGAGAAGAUUAAACCAGGUCUACAUUCCUUUAUUUUUGGGAGGCCAUUCUACACUAGUGUACAGGAACGUGAUAUGCUCAUGACGUUUUAAAGUUCUCCACUACUAACGUGCAAUAUUGCAGUCCUGCAUGGUGCGAGAAGACAUCUGUUAGUGUGACCACCACACAUGUGACAAUCAGUGACUGAACUGGGGAUGAAGCAUUAGGCAGAUACACUACAGUCUGUCUGAAGCAGGAGAGGGACAUCUUAGAGAGACUGUUAGCUUAGCUAGACAAUCAUGAUUGUAAUGAAUCCAUCUCUUCAGGUGUUUUUUUUAACAGUAAAUGUUGCCAGAGGUUCCUUUGCCAUAUGGGUUUAGUAGGUAAAUUCUAACAUACGUACAAUAAAGGGAAGCAUUUUAAUUUUCUUUCUCCAGAGACUUCAGGUGUGAGUCAGUUUUUCUCUGUUCUGCUGUGUCAGUAAUUUUAGUGUUUCUGCAGAACACUGCAUACAUCCUCUCUGAUCAUGGAGACUGUGGAAUAGGGGCCUUCUAGGAGUUUCAGAGAGCUUUUUAAAGUGUUUGUUCUUAUGUAUGUGGUACAAUCUGAAAUAGACCUUCCCUCAUCCCCCUUUUUAACAUUACUGGCUCCUUCAUUCAGAGCAUUUUAAGGUGUUUGAGAUUUUUAAUAUACUGCAAAGUGCUGUUUGGUGUGCGAACUGUUGACUGUUAGCAUCUUAAAGAGCAGCACUCUGCACGUGGGAACUGGGUCAUUAUUUAAGCGGCUUUGUGAAUGUAAGUGCCAACCGGGACACUGUGACACCUCCUGCAGUGUAGUGUCAGUAAUCCAGCAUAAUUGAGCUCUUUUAAAACACAAAACAGAAAAACGUGUCAUUCAGCAGCAGUUGUCAGUCUUUCUCUCUGUAAACUGCUGCUGUUCUUUCCCUUUAAAUUAGAAUAAAGUUCAGAUUAAAGUAUUAGACCUUCCCAAAAAACACCAAAGUGACUGCCAAAUUAAAGGAGGAAACAGUGUUUUUCUGGUU
Neopsephotus bourkii (Bourke's parrot) is the source of this 2440-nucleotide messenger RNA. RefSeq names its product C9orf72-SMCR8 complex subunit (gene C9orf72). The transcript is spliced from 12 exons. Gene Ontology annotation, molecular function: guanyl-nucleotide exchange factor activity. The record is from RefSeq and is a predicted model, not a curated record. The coding region runs from base 66 to 1511 and encodes 481 amino acids. Gene Ontology annotation, cellular component: autophagosome; endosome. NCBI's taxonomy places the organism in Eukaryota, Metazoa, Chordata, Aves, Psittaciformes, Psittacidae. Gene Ontology annotation, biological process: autophagy; endocytosis.